This is a messenger RNA of Crotalus tigris (Tiger rattlesnake), 11777 nucleotides long. It is a transcript of the gene ABL2, whose product is annotated as ABL proto-oncogene 2, non-receptor tyrosine kinase. Gene Ontology annotation, biological process: regulation of apoptotic process; protein phosphorylation. Lineage: Eukaryota; Metazoa; Chordata; Lepidosauria; Squamata; Viperidae. Gene Ontology annotation, molecular function: non-membrane spanning protein tyrosine kinase activity; protein binding; ATP binding. Bases 240 to 3770 code for a protein of 1176 amino acids. The transcript is spliced from 11 exons. The record is from RefSeq and is a predicted model, not a curated record.
GUGGGCGAAAGGGAGUCGUUCUGUCCUUUCCCCAAGCUCGGUGGUUAAGAUGGCGGCUGCGGGGGUUGAGGGGGCGAGUCCGUGACGGCCUGUCCGGAGAACGGCGGUGAGGAGGAAGGAGGCAGAGCGGCUCUGGGAAGCGCCGAGUGCGGCUCCUAAAGCGGGGUAGGGGGCGGAAUGUGAGCAGGAGGAGGAGACGGAGGGCUCUGGCGGGGGCCCAGAACGGGAGGAGAGCGGGGAUGGGCCAGCAGGUGGGCCGCGUCGGCGAGCCGGGUGCCGCCGCGCUUCAACAUCAGCCGCCGCCGCCACCGCAACAGCAGCAGCUGCCUCUUUCCCAGCCACAGUCUCAACCCAGAGGGCUUCGUGGGAGUAAUAGCAGCGGGAGUAGGCCUGCCAGCCGGAGGCGAGAAGCAGCCGCUCCGCGAGCUGCCGACAGCGGCUUCAAUAUCUUCACCCAGCACGAGGCUCUCCACCGCCCCUUUGGUUGUGACACUGAACCACAGGCACUGAAUGAAGCUAUCAGGUGGAGUUCCAAGGAGAACCUUCUAGGAGCCACUGAGAGUGACCCCAAUCUUUUUGUUGCACUUUAUGAUUUUGUAGCAAGUGGUGACAACACACUCAGCAUCACUAAAGGUGAGAAGCUACGUGUAUUGGGUUACAAUCAAAAUGGUGAAUGGAGUGAAGUACGCUCCAAGAAUGGACAAGGAUGGGUGCCAAGUAACUACAUCACUCCAGUAAACAGCCUGGAGAAGCAUUCCUGGUAUCAUGGACCAGUAUCACGCAGUGCAGCUGAAUAUCUGUUGAGCAGCCUCAUUAAUGGCAGCUUCCUUGUUCGAGAAAGUGAGAGCAGCCCAGGACAGCUGUCAAUCUCGCUCAGGUACGAGGGACGUGUUUACCACUACAGGAUCAAUACCACCACAGAUGGCAAGGUAUAUGUGACAGCUGAAAGUCGCUUUAACACAUUGGCAGAACUAGUUCACCACCACUCAACGGUAGCUGAUGGCCUCGUAACAACUUUGCACUACCCAGCACCCAAGUGCAAUAAGCCCACAGUCUAUGGAGUGUCACCCAUCCAUGACAAAUGGGAGAUGGAACGAACAGAUAUCACCAUGAAGCACAAACUCGGUGGAGGACAGUAUGGUGAAGUGUAUGUUGGGGUAUGGAAGAAAUAUAACCUUACAGUUGCAGUGAAAACACUCAAGGAGGAUACUAUGGAGGUAGAGGAAUUUUUGAAAGAAGCUUCUGUUAUGAAGGAAAUCAAGCAUCCAAAUCUAGUACAAUUAUUAGGUGUAUGUACCCUAGAACCCCCUUUUUAUAUAAUAACCGAAUAUAUGCCCUAUGGGAACCUGCUGGACUACCUACGAGAGUGCAAUCGGGAAGAAGUGACUGCUGUUGUCUUGCUGUACAUGGCUACCCAAAUAUCUUCUGCGAUGGAGUACUUGGAGAAGAAAAAUUUCAUUCAUAGGGAUCUAGCAGCUCGGAAUUGUUUGGUAGGAGAAAAUCACGUGGUGAAAGUAGCUGACUUUGGAUUAAGCAGACUGAUGACGGGAGAUACGUAUACAGCUCAUGCUGGAGCAAAGUUUCCUAUCAAAUGGACAGCACCAGAAAGUCUGGCCUACAACACAUUCUCAAUCAAAUCAGAUGUUUGGGCUUUUGGAGUAUUGUUGUGGGAGAUUGCAACUUAUGGAAUGUCCCCCUAUCCCGGCAUUGACCUUUCUCAAGUUUAUGAUCUGUUGGAGAAAGGUUACAGGAUGGAACAACCUGAAGGUUGCCCACCAAAAGUCUAUGAACUCAUGAGAGCAUGCUGGAAAUGGAGUCCCCUAGAUAGACCAUCAUUUGCUGAAACUCACCAAGCUUUUGAAACUAUGUUUCAUGAUUCUAGCAUUUCUGAAGAAGUGGCAGAAGAACUUGGAAGGACCUCAUCCUCUUCUUCAGUAGUUCCAUAUUUGCCUCGAUUACCUAUUCUUCCUUCCAAGACUAGAACUUUAAAAAAACAAACAGAAAACAAAGAGAAUAUUGAAGGAGCUCAGGAGAUCAUAGAGCAUUCUGCAUCCAGUUCUGCUCCAGGUUUUAUCAGAAGCACACAGCAGACCAGCGGAUCCCCAGCACUACCUCGUAAACAGAGAGACAAGUCACCGAGUGGCCUGUUAGAAGAUACUAGGGAAACUACCUUUACCAGAGACAGAAAAGGUGGUUUCUUUAGCUCAUUUAUGAAAAAGAAAAAUGCCCCCACACCUCCCAAACGCAGCAGUUCCUUCCGUGAAAUGGAAAACCAGGCUCAUAAGAAAUACGAAUUAACGGGUAAUAUUUCCGGAGCUGGUCCAUUGCAGCAUAUUGAUGGGUUUUCAUUUGCUCCCUCCCAGCAAGAUGGAAAUCUUUGCUUAUCCAAGUGUUAUAUUGGGAGCUUUGCACAGCGGAACAUCUAUGGGGAAGAUGGUGGUGGCAGCAGCAGUGGGGGCACCAGCAUUGGUAGUGGUUGGUCAGGCCUCACAGGCUUCUUUACACCUCGCCUGAUUAAAAAGACAUUUGGCUUAAGAGCUGGGAGGCCCACUGGAGGUGAUGAAACUUCAAAACCUUUUCCCCGAUCAAACUCCACAUCUUCCAUGUCUGCAGGUCUUCCUGACCAGGAGAGAAUGGCAAUGACUCUUCCCCGAAAUUGCCACAGGUCCAAAGUUCAACUGGAAAGGACAGUAUCCACUUCCUCUGAGCCCGAGGAGAACGCAGACAAGUCCAAUGAUCUUCUCCCUAAAAGGUGUGAAGAUACUCAUACGCUGACCAGAAGCCGACCAAAAGCUAAACUGCUGCCGAGGGGUGCUACUGCUGUUCCUCUCAGAACUCCUUCUGUGGACACAUCUGUUUUAGAGAAGGAUUGUCAAGGGCCAACAGCAGCAGCAAGCCUGAAAAGCAAAGAAAAAAACAGUGGGAUACGACAAGGUUCAGUAGAAGGGGAAGAAAAACCAAGCUGGCCUUCUCCAGCCAAGGCUGCAGCAAUACUUCCAACUACUCACAAUCACAAAGUGCCCGUUCUCAUCUCACCUACUCUAAAGCAUACACCAGCUGAGGUGCAGCUCAUUGGCACAGACUCUCAGGGGAAUCGAUUCAAGCUCUUAUCUGAGCAUCAGAGCACUGCUUCUAGUGACAGGGAUAGACCCAGACGGAUAAAACCAAAGUGUGCUCCACCGCCACCCCCACAAGCAGUCCUGAGGCUCCUUCAUCAGCCUCCAGGUACCUCAGAUACAGUAGAAGAGUUGGAUAAUGGAGCAUUGGUACAGCAUGGGCAAGACAGUGAGGGCAGCAAAAAGGUAACAGUGGCACCUACUGGGGGAAAAGCUGGAAGGCCAGUAAUACCUCCACCUCAAGUGCCUUUGCCAUUGUCUUCGUCACCUGCUAAAAUGGCAAAUGGCACAGCAGGGGCUAAAAUUGCUCUGAGAAAGACCAAACAGACAGCUGAGAGAAUCUCAGCAGACAAGAUCAGCAAAGAGGCGCUUCUGGAAUGUGCAGACCUCCUCUCCAGUGCCAUUGCAGAGCCUACCACAAAUAGCCAGCUGGUGGAUACUGGGCACCAACUAUUAGAUUACUGUUCAGGUUAUGUGGAUUGCAUCCCCCAAACGCGCAACAAGUUUGCCUUUCGGGAAGCUGUAAGCAAACUGGAACUUAGCCUGCAGGAACUGCAGGUGUCCUCGAUGGCUGCUAAUCUUCCUGGAGCAAAUCCUGUCCUUAGUAACUUAUUGUCUUGUGUUCAAGAAAUCAGUGAUGUUGUUCAGAGGUAGCUACUGUCAAACCUUAGGAGGAAAAAAAGUUGACAAAAUUGAAAGAAGAGUCAGAGUGACUUCUUCUAAUCAUUUUUUCCCUAUGUUAAUGUUUUGAAAGAAAAGACUGAUACUUGAGUAAGUUUUAUGUGAAGUACCUCAGAUCACUGAGCUCACAUGUUUACAGGUUCAUCUCAGUACAUGGGGCAGAUAAGAGGGAAGCAAUGUUUCACAGAGGUCAGAUGAUGGCAGCCGAGACGGGCAAAAUAUUGAAACUUUGCCCUGGUGAGAAAAUGUAUUUGCAAAAAUAGAGCUUGUGCUCUUGUUCACUUCUGGGAGGAAGGAUAUUCCAUGAAGGUACCUACAAAGGUUUGAUAAGGUGCUUUGUUCUCUUUGAUGCUUGUCCAGUUGAUUAGAAUUACUGGAAAAGGGAUAAGGUUCUUUUUCUGCACUACUCUAUUUUAACUUUCUGAGGUCAAAUCAGAAAGGCUUAGAGGUGCCAUUGGAAGUCAACUAGAUCUUUCCAAGAAAGAGAGAAUAAUUUUGAGGGAAAGUCUUUUAUAUUUUAAAAAAAAACAAAACAGAUUGGCACUGUAGGGAGUGCAUGCACUAGCCUGUCUGGUAGACCUUCUGCAGUGCAAUUGGUUGCUGUAAUCGUAGAUGCAAAAAGUAAAAACAAAGAGCUGGAAUAUGAAAUGCAUCCCCCUUUAUCGUCCCCAUCUCAUAUUAGUCACUCACACGUUCACUCUUUCACAGCAUCUUGAAUGACAAUUUAAGCAGAUUUGCCACUGGAUUUCAUACAAUCACACCUUAACACUCAAACUGCAGUCAUCACCAUGUGGAUAGCAUAGCAUGGUUAGCUAACCAAUGGCAAUCACUUGAGUUCUUUGGGGGAUAGCAUGCCCAAGAAACUGUUAAUUUAUCUUUGGUGUUGAACUUUGGUACAGUGGUGGCUUUGCUAUACCUUGAGGAGCCCUGCUGGAUUAAAACAUUGCAGAAUGCUGCUAGUGUUCUCUACAUUCCUAUUUUAAUUGUGGUUACCUUAAUGUCAUUUCUUUUUGAGGGAACUAGAGACCUGAGGCCUUCAUAUUUUCUAGUAGAACUAUAAAUUUGCUCUUGGAAUACCAGUUCAGGCAUUGCUGAUAUAGAUUCUUUGUUUAGAUUUUUGCUUUAUUUGUAGUUUCAAGACACUGCUUGCGCAUGGAUUCAUUGUAAGUGAUUGGUCUGUACAAACAUGCUGUUACUCCCUUCAAGUAGUCCAGUUUCAAAAAUCAUCAUCUUCGAAAGUCAGCUUGUUACGGGACCACUAAUUUCAAAAAUCCACUGAUGUUAAGUAAAUGAUAUUGGGUUUUUCUAUGAUUAAUGUGAUUUUAAACUAGCAUUUGCACAACAUGUUUGCUUAUGAAAGAUAAUCAGGCUAUAUGCUUCCAUGAGGCCUCUUUUUUGUUUAUCCCAGAACCCCUGAACUCACUCUAUUUAUUGAAAUUCAGCAACAAACUAUUGAAAAAUGGAGCUGUAGUUUCCUACAAUUUUUUUUUGUCAAGAAACAAAACAAGGAAGUUAUAUGAUAUUUGAUGUUUGAAAGGCUUGGUAGAAACAAAUAAUGGAGACUCUGUUUGAAAUAUCUUGAAUCUUGAUACCAUUUUGUUCUCUGGAGCUGUUAGCUAUCAAUAAUUAGUUACGGUAUGGCUUCAGUCACAAAUGGGUUACUCAUUUCAGCCUUAAACCAUAAAUGGAAGGGGGUUUUUUUUAGCCAUACUGUCUGGAAAAGGAGAUUGAAAACACAUUUAUACUAACUAGAAUCCUGCCAUUAAAUUUUCUAGAAAUUACACUGAACAAGCAGCAUUAUUUAGAUAGGGAAAACUCACAGAAUGAAAGCACGUUUGGGUUCUAUUUCUGAUUCAGAAUAAUAAGGUCUUCACAUGGUAGAGAAUAAGCAGGCUCUGCAAUGCAUUGGAUUCAAAGGGGGGAAAUGCUAAAGAACAUCCAGAACUGUUCACAUAAUAUUUAUUUGCAGUUUGUCUUUUCUUGGGAUUGUGCAGCAACUAACACUCUAGCAAUGCAGAUGUUUUAAGUACUUUUCCAUAGGUUCAGUGGUAGUGCUCCCCCUACCUGGAAUCAUUUUUCCCAUUUUGAAUUAAAACUGCUGCACAGCCUUAGAGGACAGCACAUGCUGCAGAUGUCCAGUGCACAAUUUCUUCCAUUUCUGAGCAAGAAAAAAUUGGGUAUCUAUAUGUGUGUCUACAAUAAUAUUGACCUAAGGGGAUAGAGGAUACCCAUCCUCAUCAUGGCAGACUUAUAUUUUUCUUGCUGGCUUUUGGAAUUGGCCUCUGAUGCCCAGUGUGUCUUCAGUUACUGUUCUGCUUUCCUGAGAGAAUUCUGGAUUUGAGUUAUUCGUAUAUUAUUUAUAUCUUGGACAAUGGUUUGUAUAGUAUGUUUACGUUUGCCGUAUGCUGCUCUUAAUACAAAAUCUGUCUUAAAAAUGCAAGGGCAUGCAACUUCAUAUUUGCCUGGGACAGUUUAUAAAAAUCUUUCCUGUUGUCAAAGAAGUUACUGUUUCAAAAUAAAUUGACUUUGUUCUGGUAAGUAAUAAGUAGCUUAAAUAUGGGAUGGACAAAAAAAUCUAUUUUUCUGAUAUUGCACAUAUACACACACAAACACACCCCUUUUAAGUAUAUACUGCAGUUCAUGUCUGCGGACCUCUUUUGCACCAGACUGUUAAAAUCAGCCUAUUUGUCAUAGAAUUGUACAUUAUAUCAUUGACACAGUUUAUUUAGACCAUUGAGUCCAACUUCUGACAAAUGUCUGCCCAGCUAGAUUUCCAGUGAAGAGAAACUAUUAUUUCACAAUAACUGAUUUAACUGUUGAACCACUCCUCUUAUUGAAAAUUAUUCAGCAAAAAUAUGGCUUACUGAAAAUUAAGACCAUGUUUCUGUACCCUGAUAUUUAUUCCCUUCUGAGCCUUCUUUUCUCAACUCCUGUUGCACUUGAUUUCCAGCCCCUGAUCACCUAUUGCUUCUCUUUCUACUUGUUAUAGUCAUCUAAAAUUUUCUUAUAACAGUAAUGCUCUGAGGGAAAUGUUUGGUUAAGAAAUGUGAUAUGAAAUAAAUAAAAUGCCAAGAACUGGACUGGUUAUAAUACUUCAGUGGGUUCUGACCAGUUCAGAAUUGAAUGGACAAUUACGUCCUGUGAUUUGGAAAAUCACAAAUGCUCAAGAAGGAAUAUAUAGAGCACCCUGCUUUGCUUUUCUGCAUAACAGCUUUGUGAGAAAAGGGGAGCAAAUAAAAAACUUGUCCAAAGCCACCAAUGAGCUUCUGUGACCAAAGAUAGACUUUAGUCUAGGUUUUUCUUGUUCUAUCUCAUCUGCUAAAUAGGAGUGUGAACUGCUUUAACAACUCUUCCUUAGCUAGAUGAAAUCUAAAUUGUUCACCCAACUGGCUCUUCAUAAUUGUUCAGUAGGAUGCAUCUCCCCUUUUUGGACAAGACUGAAUAAGAAUCAAGCAGUCUUUGCUAUUUUCAUUGUUAUAGGCAUAUGUGAAGCUCCUUUUGUUAGGAUUCUUAGAAUUGUUUGUUUAAUUUUGGCUCAUUCUGAGUUUUAGCUUUUAUUAUAUCAUCUCUACAAAUCCAGGCAAUCUAUAGGUACUCUUCCUUUGUGAUCUUCCUCUUUUUUAAACCUCCCAGAUAAACCGCCUUUAUCAUUGGAUCUUUCUUAAGUUAUUUUUGCAGCUCCAUCUGCUUUUGCUAUCUUUUUUUCUCCUUGUUGGAAUUGUUUAUUAAUGUUCUGUUAGGGUUUCCUUGGGCACAUUUUCUCGUUAGCUUUUCCAGCAGUUAGAUCUACCUGCCAUUGCACCUUUGUUGAUAUCUUGUUUUCAUCAAUUAGAAGCAUUAAUCUAAAUUCAUUUAGGGCCAAAUUUAAUGUACCUUUUAAUUUUUGUAAUUGGUCAAGUUUAAGUAUUGAAAGUUUAAAAUGUUUAAUAUUGCCCUAUUGAUUUUUAUGGCAAAUCUUUUAAUGAUUGUGUAGACCUGAAAUUGUCAUUGAAUCUGUACACAAUAUAUGCUAAUGGAAAAGUGAAAAAAAUCACUUUUGCUUCAUAGGUCAGACUAUACCAGCUACACAUUAAGUUCAUGUGAAAAAAUGUAAUCUAUCAGUUAAAUCUGAAAUGUGAGAUUAUUGGUAGUGGCUUGGGAAAAAAGCUAAGAAAGCUGAAACAGAUUAUAUGCAUUAGUUCAGAAAAGUCAUGUUUCUUGGCCCAUGCUUCUCUUUUGAAUUUUCCCUCUAAUGGCAAACAUUUUCAACAUUUGGGAGAGCAAAUAGAAGAAAUCAUCCCCUAAACAGAGAUAAGUGUAAUAAUAUUAAAAAAUUAUGAGUUGUUCUUUGUUAUAGAUUCAAACACUACAUUCUCAUGUUUCCUUGAACAGUCAUUAGCAUUUCAUGUCAAAUAAACAUGCUUGAUCCUUGAAUAGUUUGAGAAUUCCCAUUCAGGUUUUCUCCCUAGUUUUAUGUAAUUCUCAAACCAAAAUUGUUUAUUACUUUCCUCUGAUGGCUGGGUGCUGCCUUUUGAUAACAUAAGCAAAUAGCACUGAGAAUUAAAGUUGAUAUUAAUGUGCAUGACAAUUAAGAGAAAAGUGGGCAAUUGUAUUUCUCUGUUAUAUUAUGACCCAUUCUAGCUUUUUGUAGGUCAUGCUCCCUCCCAAAAUUAUGCACACAGUCUGGUGUGUGUGGAUUCAUAAUGCAAAACUUGUUUUGUAGUUGAAAUUAAUUUAGAUCACUUUUUGCAGUUUCUUUGGAUGAGUUAAAUAGAAUUUAGUAUCUGGCUAAAUCCAAACAACUAAAUUAGUUACUUUCCUCAUCUUUGGAUAGAAUGCUAAGUUUAGCAUAUGGGUGACCUAAUCUCAUGCAGUACCUGUGGCUCUCCUCAACUAGAAUUGUCAUCUUCCUAAUCAAUGAUCCCUGGCCAUAGGGCUGAUGAAAUUUAGAAUCCCAAUAACAUCUGAAGGACUAAAAAUUUCUAGUAUUGCAGUAUAUUAACUGAAGGCUUAACAGUAAAUAAUUGAAAAUAAAUACACUACAGUCAAGAAAUUUGGUAAUACCUUUAUUCAAAAAUAUAAGAAAUCAAGAAUGAAAUUUACCUCAUUUAAAGGAAGCUAAUUACAAUAAAAUGGUUAUGAUUGUGAAAGUUUUAUUUCUUUUUCCAUUUAGUUUAAGUCCAUAUUUGCUAAAUAUUAACAUUUAACUAGAUAUAAUUGAGUUCCAACUCUCUAAGCAGAUUUCUGUUAAUAUUUUUUUCUGAUCCCCUUUUUCUGAUGCUUCUCAGUCAUUUUUCGCUCUUUUUAGCUUCUCAUCCUAGUUUAAAAGUAAAAUCCUGACAAUUAUUGGAAUAUUUUGCAUAUUAAAUGUAGGGACAAUUCACAUACCACUCAAUAUAGAGCAAAAUAGUAUUUGAAAGUUACUAUAUCUGGAAAGGAAGUCAAUUUUUCCCCCCAGGUUCAUUAGUGGACUCUGAAUAAUAACAACUACUAGGCAUUGAAAGCUUUAAAGCUAUUGCCCCAAAGCUAUAAAAAAGUGCAGAGAAUUUUUUGUGUUUUUGCAUGAGUUUCAGAUUAUCACUUUGACCUUCCUUGAUAAUGGUAGGAAGAUGUUAUCUUUUGUUCAAAAAUGCCGUAAUUUUUUCUCAGACAAUAAUGCUUAAACUUUGCCUUUAUUAUUUUAUAAAUCGUGCCCAAUGUCUUCUUAUAUGUAUGCUGUUCUUGAAACUGAGUGGUGCUUGUUCAGAAAUGAACUCACUGUAAGUCUAGAAUAGUUGCUAUAGUUUUCUUUCUGGCUAAAUAUGACAGGAAUGCAUUCUCUGCUCAUUUGUACCUUUAAUAGAAGUUUCUACAGUAUACUGGGGGCAAAGGGAUGAUGUUAAUAGUUAAUGGAAUCUUAUGAGAAAACUUUGGUUUUAGCUAGUGGAAUAGUUUACGUUCUAUACAUGGAUUGGUUCCUUACUAAAUUCAAAAUGUUCCCGGAUUGCUUUGAAACUGUAUGGAAUGAAUCAGUCCUCUUGCAUAAUGUGAAAAAGUUUUUUGGUAUUACAUACAAUUCAUUCAUAAAUAAUAUUGCUGUGCUCCUAAAGGCAGAAAUUCUAGAGGAGUAUGCUGUACUAUCAUGCUUUUAUUAAAAAAAAUAUUUGUAGCACUGAAGAUUGAUUGGCAAACUCCAGCUAGUUCAAAAUAUAGUACAAAAGUUAUAUGAAAUUAUCAGGCUUCUCCAGUAAAUUCAUCUCAAAGUAGAAUCCGUGGGAGGUCUUGGGCAAAUAGGAAUAUUCUGAGACCAUGGAUUUGCAAAAUAGUGAAAAAUUAUCUUUCCAUUAAGACAAGGAUAUGAGGUGGCCAAAAAUUCAAAUGGUUCUAAUUUUGGAGUAGCCAAGGGCUCCUGUAAUGGAAUGAUGCUGCAGGAAUAAUUUGUAAGCUGUUAAGAGGUAGAAUUACUGUGGUAGUUGUCUCAUGCAGGGUUUUUUUUUUUUUUUACAAAAAUAUAAACCUACAUAUUUUUAUUGUUUGAUUUUCUCAUUGCUCUUUUUUUUAGUGGUUUGCUGCUGAAAUUUCGCAUGACAGUUUUUAAGGGGUCAAUAACCAAAAGGAUUGUAGGUCAAUAACCAAAAGGAUUGUAGGUCAAUAACCAAAAGGAUUGUAGGUUACCUGCUAGGGCUUUCAGCAACAUUUUCCUUGAUUCUCUGGUCUUAAAGCAAGAUUGAAGAUAAAGCAUUCAUUCUCUAAGGAGGGGGUUCUGCUUAAUAACAUUAUGACACCAUACUCUAUUAGUAACCUAUUUCUUAAGAUGUGAAGUCUAAGAUUUCUCUUUGUAAUAUAUAUCAUCAAAACACUAAACAUGGAAAACAGUAAAAACAGGUUAUUGUUUGGUCAUAGUCUUUGAAGCUGGCUAAAUAAUACCCUCAAAUCCUUGUUCAAAUUUUUUUUUUUUUGCCAAAAACAAGGGUUUCCAUCUAAUGUGAAAAAAAUAUUGCUAAAUUAAGAAGAUACAUUUCUUACAUGCUUUAAAAUUAAAUAUUAAAGCUUGUUGAAUCUUUGUAUUACUUCAGAGUUAAAAGUAUUGUUUAAAAGUUGCCAUCAAUUUACAAAACUUGUAUUUUAGAAAAACGGAUGAACCUAGCCUUUGUGGUACGCUUUCUUUGCCUCUACUUUUAAUCUGAAUGGAAGCGCAACUCCUUUUCCCUUAUCAAUGCAAUCUAGGAAAGGCUUUUAUUGAUUGAAGUGAGCCUUAAUUUCAGAUGACCCCUCUCCACAAAAGAUUAAAAAGAAGUAACCUUUUUCUUUUACUUUAUGCUAAGUCUCCUAUUGAUAUAUGAUGAGCCUCUAUGUUAAAAAUUAUCUUGGAUACAUCUAACUUUUCUUUUAAGCAAAUAGGCUACUAGCUAACCCCCUUUUCUGCUUCUUCAUGGAUGGCAUGCUUGUUUUAAAAUACAGACUUAGGAAAUACUCAAAUGACUAAAGCAAUGAGCAUGAUCAGACACCACUUUCUAUUUACCAUUCACAGUACUGUAUUAAGAAUUGCUGUGCACAACUAGUUCAAGUAUAAUUCAUGAUAUGAAAAUGUGGCUUCUAAUCCAGAAAGGUGGCAUAUUAGGAAUGCUUAAUUUCCCUGAAAUUGCCUAGGGCAAAAAUGGCCAAUGUUGUGUGAUGUGUAAGGGCAGGGUUGGGGGGGAUGGAUGGUUAAGGAUUUUAAUCAACCCAGCACUUCAUUAGUUGAAUUCACUGAGGAUUAAAAUGGGUGAAACUGAAAUGUGCGACUCACACAGAAAAACCCACACUACUAGUGUUGUCAAAUGUUAAUUUUGUUUUUUAUUGUUGUUUGUAAUAUAUUUGGUUUUUUUCUAAUUUAAAUUUUCACUAUUUUCUGACUGUGAACUGCAAACAGUGUUAACUUGAUGUAAGUACGGCCCUUGGAGGCAUUGCCUCUGCCUGUUCCAGAGAUUUUUGCCAAUUUGCAUUUUGUUUUAAAUAAAAAUUGCAAUAUUUUAUUGGCAA